Molecule: messenger RNA, 1233 nt
Organism: Knipowitschia caucasica
Lineage: Eukaryota; Metazoa; Chordata; Actinopteri; Gobiiformes; Gobiidae
Source: the annotation of a GenBank genome assembly
AUGUGUUGUGUUGAUAAAGAGUCAAAAGAGUUCUCCGUGUACCUACCCUUCUUCCCCUCACCCUCAAUCAUGAGUUUCAGGCAGAGAUGGACUAAAAUAAACCUGCGUCAGCCAGAAGAGCAGCGCGUCUGCGGCCUGGGACAGCGUCUAGGGAGCCAUGUCGGUGGGCAGUUCUGGGAGCCCUGUGAGCCGCAGUCCGCACACAAGUCCAACCCCAGAGACGCCAACGGGAACAAGUGCGAGACCAUCGGCUUCAUCCCUGGCUCCGCUGACCCCGCUUCCCCGAGCUGCAACCCCUGCGCCUCCCCCAAACGUUGCCGCAGUGUUGUGUGCACAGUCCUCACCUGUGGGCUCUACCGCUUCUGCCAGAACUCCACCCUCGCUCCCUGCCUGGCCCCGAACGAGAGCUCCCCAGACGAGCCCGAGAAGGUCAGUCUGAGAAACGCCAAGGGCAAAGUCGGCGCAGAGGAGGAUGGAAAGGACUGGCUGAACGACGUGCACAUUGGCGGAGUCCGAGUGGAGGAGUCCAUCGAGUAUUCGAACGAGCCGAGGUUUUCAGCGUCGCGUUUGUCCUCGACCGGAGCCAUCACGAGCUUCAGCCACUCCUCUCUGCAUCAGUCCCUGGUGCUGGACGACUGGGAGCAGGAGGAUGUGGAGGAUGUGGACUCUCUCAUCACCAAGAAGCUGCUGGAGCUGUACUCGGAGUAUCAGAUCGAGGAGCUGGCUCGCUGUACCACGGACUCUGUGUUUUUGAGGAAGACCAAAGACAUCCACCAGCUCAUCAACUCCCUGGCCGAGGAGCACCGCAUGGACGAGCAGGAGGCCGAGUGCCGUCUGGUGAGGGGGAUCAUCCGCAUCAGCACCCGCAAGAGCAAGAAGAAGCCCCAUGUCUCCAAGAGGGAGCGCACUCUAUCGGACAGCGGCCACGAGACCAUGAAGGAGAGCGGGUCCACCUCGUUCAGCAACAACAAUGACUACAAAUCCAACCCCAACAUUCAAAUAUCUGAUCUCACUUCGUCUGAUAAGUGUGCCAGACAGAUUUGGAGGAACAAUGGUGGUCAGCCAUCGGUGUCUUCAACCUCUUACUCUCCGUCCUCUUCCAGUCCCUCCUCGGGCGUCCCUCUCAUACGCUCUGCCUUCUUAGGAAAGGGGGGGGAGAAAAGUGACGUUGUGGUGGGCGGGGCGUAUUCCCGGAACGGCAUAUUAAUUCAUCAUAUUCAGAAGUAUGGGUGA